Messenger RNA from Exaiptasia diaphana, 2184 nucleotides. RefSeq names its product acyl-CoA synthetase family member 2, mitochondrial. The transcript is spliced from 5 exons. Lineage: Eukaryota; Metazoa; Cnidaria; Anthozoa; Actiniaria; Aiptasiidae. The record is from RefSeq and is a predicted model, not a curated record. Bases 1 to 1953 code for a protein of 650 amino acids.
AUGGUACACAUGUUCAUGGACGUUGAUCUGGCUAUUGCAGAACUCAUGAUUUCAUUUUACAUCCCUCAUAGUCACACUCUUCAACACAAGUGCUUUAUUACCAUGAGCUUUUCCGGGUCAACCAGUCCGGAUGUAACGCAUGCUAUGGUACUCCUCAUUCGAGUAGCAUUGGACCUGACCUCAUGUACCAAUCGGUACUUGGAACCAGCCAGCUCUCAUAAUAGCACAAAGAUCAGAAAGAUGAGCUACAUUCACAUCCCUCAUGACAGACCUCUUGAACACAGGACUGCUUUCCAAAUCCUGAAAACACAUGCCAAACAGCAUCCAAGUAAGGAAGCCCUUGUUUUCCGAAAUGAGAAACUCAACAGAGUUUCCAUAACAUUCCAGGAAUACGACACCAGGUCCAGUUACCUCGCUGCUGGGUUACUUGAGAUAGGAGUUGGACGAGGAGAUAGAGUUCUUGUGCUCCUGCCACCAUGCGUGGAGUUUGUUCUGUUCCAUAUGGCCUUGAACAGGAUCGGUGCUGUCACUAUAGCUCCAGAGGAAGACUCUUAUCUGAUGGUUUGUGGUAUUCCAAAUCUCGCUUGCGUCAUCGCUCGAGUUGAUCCAACAAUCGUCAACAACGACAAAGUUAUCAGUGAAAUUAAAAAAGCCCUGCACCAGAACAUGCUCAAGACUGCAGUAAUUGUGGGCUCUGAUGCUGAUGCAGAUCUUCUCGAUCACCCUAAAGUGUACACUCACCAAACAUUGUACGCAAUGGCCAAAAGCAACCCACAAAGUACAGAAAAUGUCCGUAAUGCUGAAGCCACAGUACAAAUGGAUGAUCCUUGUUUGGUUCUAUUUUCGUCGGGAACCACAUCACUUCCAAAGCCAAUUGAAUUUACAUACCAUGCAUAUGUCAACGGAAUCCAUGCAUCUAUCAAUUCUUUGGAAUUGACUCGAGAUUCCAUAUUCUUUAAUGCCCUCCCUUUCAACUGGGUUCCGGGAAUCAUGUCCUGUGUACUAUCAUGCCUUUGUGGUCUUACUUUUGUUACCUUUCCUCCCAAAUGUGCCAUUUCUAGUCAACAUGUUAUGUCCAUAAUGAGGAUAAUCCAGGAAGAAGCUGUCACUGAUGCUCAUUUUGUACUACCAACGCUACAGGACAUCGCCUGUCAUAAAGAAGAAAUCAUCGCGAAAAAUAUGGAAAAGGUUCAGUACGUAAGCACUGGAGGUCAACCUACUCCCUUGUCUCUUAUAAAGACAAUGUUCUCUAUUUGGCCGAAUCUCAACUUUUUGAAUUUAUAUGGUUCGACUGAAGUACCAAUAAUAUCAGUACAGAAAUUCACCAAAGGUAGCUUGGAUUCCUUGGACUAUGGAAUUAUGAGAGUCAUUCCUGGUUUGGAAAUAAAGAUCGUAAAUGAAGAAGGUGAACUUAUGCCAACUGGGGGAAAAGGUGAAAUCUGUCUGCGAUCAGCUUGGGUUUCUUUCUGCAACUGGGACUACAUGAACCCUGACCUGGAAGGCCGAGUUGAUACAAUCAAGAAACCCAAUGGAUGGCAUUCGUCUAAAGAUGUUGGAGUUGUUGUCAACCAAAAUUGCAUCAGAUUACUUGGUCGACUUGAUUUCAUGAUCAAAGUAGCCACCGACUCCAUUCCACCAGCUCUUGUUGAAAGUACGUUGCAACAACACCCUGAUGUCAAGAAAGUGUGCGUCGUCGGAGUUCCUGACGAGCGAUUGUACCAGAAGAUAUGUGCAUGUAUUAUACUCAAACAGGAUCACCAUGACAACAGGAAUGACCUGAGCGAGCAAUUUGACGAAUGGGGCAAAGACAAAUUCUUGAAGUUUUCCAUCGGGUUCAUGAUUAAACCCCAUUACUAUGUCUUUCUUGAUAGUUUUCCCCUCACUCGUACGGGUAAAGUGAAUCGUAGAGGAGUGAGAGACAUUGCAAUAAAGGAACUAAGAUUGAUGCAAUAGGAGUAGGUGUCUAUUGCUGCACCGGACACCCCAGUAAGGCCACAAAUGUUAUAUAUCACUUAGAGUAAUCAUUGCAGUUAUGAUGUACAUGUAGUGUUUUUGCACAAAGUGUUCACAAUAUCCAUGACACUAUUAUUUAGGAAUUUAACUUAUUUCUAUUCCUUUUUUUGUUAAAUUAUUUCACUUCUGUGAUAAAGGAUUGCAAUGGAAAUAAACCAACAUCAUUCAACA